UUCUUUUUUAUGUUUUCGUUUUAAUAAUGUCAUCGAUCAAGUUUUCAUUGCCCAAAUAUUUGUACUUUAUUUUCAUUUUGUUGGGUUCAACCUUUCUAGUUCUCUGGUCUCUGGAAACCCGUUCAGAGUGAGGCAUCUGUCUUCCGUGCUGCUCUCUGCUGUAAACACACGUAGCUGCUAGCGGAGCAGCUGUUCUCAUGUCUCCCCGGCUCCGUCUGCUUGUUCUUGGCAGAAACUCUCCAGCUGUCUGACAGCCUGCUCUCGCUGUGUGUCUCCCCGGCAGGACGGCAGGGAUGCUCCGGUUCUGGUUUAAAGCAGCGGUCGUCAUCUGGCUCCUUCCCGGCUGUCUGGGGGCAGCUCGCCUGUACACGGAGGAGGACCCGCUGGUGAUCCUGAGCAGCAGCAGCCUCAAGCCGAUUGUUAGUAAUUCGUCUUCGGCCUGGCUGGUCCAGUUCUUUUCCUCCUGGUGUGGACACUGCAUCCAGUACUCCAGCACAUGGAAGGCCCUGGCACAGGACGUCAAAGACUGGCAGCAGGCCAUCAGUGUGGCAGUGUUGGACUGCGCUCAGGAGGAAAACUUUGACGUGUGUAAAGAGUACAGCAUCAAGUUCUACCCAACAUUCAAAUAUUUUAGAGCUCACAGUCCAGAGACAGAGAGAGGGACGACCUACAGAGGUGCAGACAGAGAGAUCCAGUCAGUGAGACAGCUGAUGGUGAACAUCCUGCAGAACCACACCAAGCUGGACUGGCCUGACCGCUGUCCUCCCCUGGAACCACACAGCUCUGUGGAACUGCUGCCUCUGAUUGGUCAAAGGUCAGAUCACUACACCGCCAUCAUCGUCGAGGAGCCCGGCUCCUACGUAGGACGAGAGGUGAUCCUGGACCUGCUGCAGUACUCCGGUGUGGAGGUGAAGAGGGCCCUGAGCUCUGAUCUGCCCCUUCUGGAUGCUCUGAAGAUCACAGCCUUCCCGUCCAUCUACCUGCUGCACCCCAACGCAACACACACACACCUGCACGUGCAGAAGAAGUUGCGUUUCUUCUUCUCCUCCUUACUGAGGACGUUACCAGGCGUUCAGCGCAGGCUGAAGUCGGACAGCAGCAGCAGCAGUUCCAGCGGAGGUCAGAUGGGGGCGCUGCCAGACAAACAGAGCACGCAGCCCUGGAGAGACUUCGACAGGUCAAAAGUGUACUCAGCUGAUCUGGAGUCAGCCCUCCACUACCUGCUGAGAGUUGAGCUGGCUACCCACAACAGUCUGGAGGGGGAGGAGCUGAAGAUCUUUAAGGACUUUGUCACUUUGGUUGCCAAGCUGUAUCCAGUCGGGGGUUCUGUGGUGAAGCUGAUGGAGACUCUCUCUGAUUGGCUGCUUAGUCUGCCCCUGCAGCGAAUCCCCUACCAGGCCAUCCUGGACCUGGUGGACAACAAGAUGCAGAUCUCAGGUGUGUUCCUGGGGGCGGAGCUUCGCUGGGUUGGUUGCCAGGGAAGCAGGGCAGGGCUUCGAGGUUACCCAUGUUCACUGUGGACUCUGUUUCAUGUCCUGACUGUCCAGCACGAUGCCACACCCACCACACUGGACAACACAGGUCUGGAGGGCGAGGCGGCGCCGGUGCUGCAGGUGAUGCGGCGGUACAUCAGGACGUUCUUCGGCUGCGAGCAGUGCGGUCGACACUUUGAACAGGCAGCCGCGGACAGUAUGGACCGAGUCCAGAACAGAGAGGAGCAGAUCCUGUGGCUGUGGAACCAGCACAAUCGGGUCAACUACAGACUGGCUGGCUCUCUGAGUGACGACCCCCUCUUCCCGAAAGCCCCCUGGCCGAGCCCCGCCCUCUGCCCCUCCUGCCACGAGGAGAAAAAUGGCGUCCACGUCUGGAAUCACGACAACGUCCUCCUCUUCCUGAGACAGCACUACGGAGCUGCCAACCUGUCCCCCAGAUACUCGCUGACUCCCCCACGACUCCCCGCACCUCCUCCUAAUCCUGAUCCUGAUCAUGUACCGACCAGCUGGCCUCAGGAGGAGCACCGGGGACGAGGAGGAGAGAGGAAGGAGCCGGAGAGGAAAGCUGUUGAGCCGCAGCCUCGACCGGGACACCACGCUCCAAGAGAGGAGGAGAGGGGGCAGGUUGUGGGCCUAGGAGGCGGUGUGGCAGCAGGAGGAGGUGUUUGGAUUCUGGGUCUGGGUUUUAACAGUGUGGACAUGAGUCUGUGUGUGGUCCUGUACGUCUGCUCCUGCCUCUUCCUCAUGCUCCUCUUUUUCUUCUUCAAAGUCCGAUCCAGGAGGUGGAAGCUCCGAUACUCCCGCCUCCACGUCUGAUCAGACCUGACCAAUCUAACACAGCCUAGACCAGUUUAACCCAGACCAGACCAGUUUGACCCAACUGUGGUUCAGGGCUUGUAUGGAGGUCAAAAGAUGCAAACAGAAGUUAGUCUGUUAUCCUGGUGUCAGUCCACCAAACUUAGAGAAUAUUGUUCCCAGGUGUAUGAGGACCGGGACCUCACCUGACUGUGUCCCGUCCCGUGUCGUCACAGCCACGAGGUAAAAGCAACAAAGUGGUUUUGCCCACCACGUCUGAUGUGCCGCAGUUUGGAUUUCAGAUGUCACAUGUAGAACCUGAUCUGGAUUUGUUUUAUGUAAACUAUUUAUUUUUUUAAUGCUCACACUGGAUCCUGUCAGCAGGUGUGUGUUCAGUCUGCUGGUCUGGACCAGGUGAGUUUCUAACCUCCCAGAGCUCCACAGGAGGGACGUGGACAUGAAGACAGACCAGCAGCACAGUGAGACUGGAGACCAGAGCGGUUCUGCUGUGUUCACUUUGUGCCAAAUGUUGCUGACAGGUGACACACCUGUUCUCUCAGGCCCCCAUCCCCCGCCUUCCCCAUGGGGACCAAACACGUCCCUGUAAUGUAAGUGAGGGGACGCUAACCCUGAUUCCUUCGAGAUCAGGGUUAACGUCAAGUCUCCAGGAAAUGAACGUUAAUGUGUGUGUGUGUGUGUGUGUGUGUGUGUGUUACUUAUUACUCUCUUAACUGUGAACAUGAACCCGUCCUGAUGAGGGUCUCUUACCGAUUGAUUCAAGGUAUUAUUGUUGAUCAGUCCAUUCUGUAUUAAAGUAUUGAUC
Molecule: messenger RNA, 3111 nt
Organism: Scatophagus argus
Lineage: Eukaryota; Metazoa; Chordata; Actinopteri; Scatophagidae
Gene: qsox2
Product: quiescin Q6 sulfhydryl oxidase 2
Exons: 12
Coding region: 294-2309 (671 amino acids)
Biological process (GO): protein folding
Cellular component (GO): Golgi membrane
Molecular function (GO): protein disulfide isomerase activity; flavin-dependent sulfhydryl oxidase activity
Source: RefSeq, a predicted model, not a curated record